AUGAAGACCUUCGCCAUCAUCCUCGCGCUCGCCGCCACCAUAGUCUCCACCGCGUCCACCGCAGAUGACGGCACCACACUUGUCACACGCGACGCCAACUGCGACUUUUGCUUGGAGCGCUACGAAUUCUGCGUCAAGAACGGCCACACUGAGGGACAGACCGGUUGCAAACAGACCUGCGUUGAGCAUGUGUGCCACGUGUACCGCUACCAGGGCCAUGAGUGCAAGGACUGCGGUGGUGAAUUCGACAAGUGCCGUGAGAAAUCGCGAUACGUCUAG
Alternaria incomplexa is the source of this 279-nucleotide messenger RNA. RefSeq lists its product as uncharacterized. Lineage: Eukaryota; Fungi; Ascomycota; Dothideomycetes; Pleosporales; Pleosporaceae. The record is from RefSeq and is a predicted model, not a curated record. The coding region runs from base 1 to 279 and encodes 92 amino acids. The transcript has 3 exons.